GAUGACUAAACUGGGAAGCGGAACCGACACCUACAAUGUGAUGAAGUAUUUUUACCCCUUGCGCCUUCCCGCGUUUAACUGUUUCCAGCGUAAGCCUUUAAAUGGCACAUUUGAAAUAGUUUCAGUGAAACAUGGAAAUGACGUAUAAAGUAUAUUAGUCUUGAAAUGACAACAUUAUUUUAAUUUCCAUAGUACUUUUGAGUUCAACGCUGAGAGCGAUCCAAUCUGUGGAAAACAAUACUCGAGUGACAACACCUGACAAGCUGGAUACUUGAGGACGUACAACUAGUGUGAAAUACAAGUCAGCUAAAAUGGAUAGAAAAGGAGACAAAAGAAACAGUAUCCUUCAGCUGGGUUUUGGCAAAGGCAAGAAAAGCAAGAGCACAUCUGAAGCACGAAAAGGGCCCUCAGAGGACUACCGCAUGGGUGGGGCUAAUGGAGACACUAUUUCUGACCGUGUUGAUGUGGAAUCCAUUGCUGAUUACGAAGUUAAUGAGCGGUUUGAAAAGAUGCUUGAUGACAUGAACUUGACUGAAGAGAAAAAGGCCCCACUGCGGGCUAGAGAUCUGGGCUUCAAACGCAAUAUGUUAAGCAUGCACAUGAAGGGUGCAGCCAAGCUACGAGGGGGAGAACUGGACACCCCACAAUCUUUCACCAUUGAACUGCGUAAUCCAGACCUCAAGGGAGAGAAGCGGCUGAAAGUACUAGAAUCUCUAAGAGUAUCACUUACUAGCAAACCAGUCAGUUGGGUGAUGGACUUUGGAGAGAAGGGGCUAAAUGCAAUAUUAAAGAACUUGACAUACUGCUGUGAUAACAAAACAGAGAGAAGAAGUACAUAUGAAUGCGUCAGAUGCCUGAAAGCUUUUAUGAACAAUAAAUAUGGCCUGAAGCAGAUCCUGAACCAUGAGGAAGCAUGCACCAUCUUGUCAAGAACAGUAGACCCUUCUGAUCCUCCCACAAUGCUGGAAGCCAUCAGAAUAUUGGCUGCUCUGUGUCUUGUGCCACCCAAUGGCCAUGAAAAGGCCCUGGAAGGUAUCACUGUGUGUGGUGAGAUCCGUGGUCAGGAUCGUUUUGUCCCAAUCAUCUGUGGAAUGGGCAUGAGGGACAACCCUGCUAUGCAGGUGGCCUGUGUACAGCUAGCUAAUGCCAUCAUUAGCACACCAGAUGAUCUUGAUUUACGCUUACAUCUUCGAAACGAAAUUAUGAGGACAGGAAUGAUUGACCUUCUUUCAUGGCUAGACGUGCAAGAGGAUGAGGAACUCAAAACCCACAUCAACAUCUUCCAUGAACACAAAGAUGAAGAUCUAGAAGAGUUCUCACAUCGCUAUGACAACAUCCGCAUGGAAUUAGAGGAUGUUGAGGCUUGCUUCAAGCUGAUUCACAACACUGUGAAAGACACUGUGGCCGAGCCAUACUUUCUUUCCAUCCUUCAACAUUUGUUAUCCAUCCGGGAUGAUCUAUUCUCAAGACCUCAGUACUACAAGCUCAUUGAGGAAUGUGUUACCCAGAUAGUUCUCCAUAGAAGUGGUGCAGAUCCAGAUUUCAGAUACACCAAGCGCUUUGAUAUUGAAGUGGAACCUCUUUUAAGCAGUCUCUCAGAGAAGGCUAAGUUUGAAGACUCAGCAGUGUCCAUUGGGGAGAUGAAUUCCAAGCUAGAAAUUGCAGUCACAGCCAAACAAGAGGCAGAGGCCAAGCUUACCACUCUGGAGAACAAAGUCAGUCAGUAUGAAGCAGAAAUCACAGAGCUGAAGGCAAAGAUCACUCAAGGCAUAGGUGCCACCAUUUCUGCAGCCAUCAGCCAUGGUCCCCCAGGCCCCUCAUCUGGUGGCCCUCCCCCACCUCCACCCCCACCUCCUCCUCCUGGCUCAGGUAUUCCUCCACCACCCCCUCCACCACCUCCGUUUGGAGGUCCACCCCCACCCCCUCCGCCACCCCCUCCAGGGGGAGGUGCACCACCUCCACCACCGCCACCGCCACCUGGUGGUGGCAUCCGACCUCCCCCUCCUCCUGGCAUGCCUUCACCUGCCAUGACACCUCCUUCCUCAAACCAGCUGCCCCAUGGUAUGAAGCCCAAGAAAAAUUAUGAAGUCAAAGUGCAAACUAAGCGUCUUAACUGGAACAAGCUGAAUGCAAAACAACUGGACAAGAAUUCUAUAUGGGUCAAGGCCAGUGAGGAGAAAUUUGAAGACAUUGAGCUUUUCCUCAGUCUAGAAUCCAUGUUCUCUACUAAGGCACCAGCCCAAAAAGAAUCCACAGAAGCUGUGCAAAAGCCUGUAAAGAAGGGCAAGGAACUAAGGGUCUUAGAUGCUAAAGCUGGUCAAAAUCUAUCCAUCUUGCUUGGCUCCAUCAAAGUGCCUUACAAAGAAAUCAAGCGGCGUAUUUUAGCCUGUGACCAAGAGAACUUGUCGGUAGCUGUCGUAGAGCAGCUGCUGAAGAACAUGCCAGACCAAGACCAGAUGAACAAAAUUGCUGCCCUAAAGGACCAGUAUGAUGAGUUGGCUGAGCCUGAACAAUUUCUUAUUGUGAUGAGCUCCAUCAAACGAGUGAAACAAAGACUCGAGUCAAUGCUUUUCCAGAUGAAAUUUCCUGAGAUGGUUGAUGACAUCAAACCGGAUCUGGUGUGUGCUACUGAAGCAUGUGAAGAGGUGCUGAAGAGCAACCGGUUUAAGCAGCUUCUAGAACUUGUUUUAUUGAUGGGAAACUACCUCAAUACUGGAUCUCGCAAUGCACAGUCUUUGGGAUUUGAUAUCAGUUUUCUGCCAAAGCUGGAAAACACCAAGACACAAGAUGGAAGGAUAAGCAUGCUGCAUUUCUUGGCCCAAGUCAUGGAGGAGAAGUACCCAGACAUGAUGGGCUUUACAGAUGAGACGAUCCACGUGGAAAGGGCAGCCAAAGUGUCCAUGGAGUCAAUGCAAAAGAACCUGAGUCAGAUGGAGAAACAGUUGAAGCAAAUGGAGCUGGACAUCAAGAACAUUAGCAAGGGUGCUGAUGAAGAUGAUCGGUUUCCCAAAAUGAUGGCCGAAUUCCUAACAAGUGCCCAUGACCAACAUGAACUGCUGAGCACCAUGUUCAAGAAAUUAGAAGGACAAUACAAGGAUCUGUCCAAAUACUUGGCCUUUGAUCCUAAGAAGUAUGCUUUAGAGGAGUUCUUCACAGAUAUCAUGAAAUUCAAGGAUGGUUUUCAGCGAGCAGUGAAGGAGAAUAUCAAGAUGAGAGAAACACAAGAGAAGAUUAAAAGAGCCAAAGAGGCAAAAGAAAAGGCUGAACGUGAAAAGAAGGAAAAGAAAGCAAGACAGAUGGCGCUGCUUGACAUGACAACAGAUGAUAACCAAGAAGGUGUGAUGGACAACUUGCUGAUGGCUCUGAAGACAGGUCAAGCUUUUAACGUCAACCGUGAAAAGCGUGAUGGCAAGAAGCGAACUCCUCGAGCUGCUGGAGGACGAGGAACGGAGAGACGAGCACAACUGGCCAGGACACGGUCACGACAGAACUUGUAUGGAGGAGAUUCCAAUACGCGGGAAAUUGAUUUAACCGAUUCCCCAGCAGAUAGCAAGACCAGUGAGCCUAAACCUCAAGAAACUGGACAACAUUCAACCACAGUUCAAGCAGAGGGUUCAGAAGAAACUGAAGCAGAACAGCUACUUGCUCGCCUGAGAGAGCUUUGAUCAGCUUGGGCACAAAACAGAAAAGCUUGCAAGAACUUUGUUGCUUAACAUGUGAGUUGUGGAAGAUGCAAGGCUGAAACAUUUGUUUCCUGCAUUGUGUGGGUUGGGGAACUGAGUGAUGCAUUUGCAAGUAUCUUGAACAAUUUUUCUGAUAUUCCUCUAAAUCAGCCUAGCAAAAGUGGUAUUUGGAUUAUUUGGAAUUGUUUCAUUUACAGCAUUGAAGUAUGAAGGAUGCUGCUUUUAGGAAGAUUUUCUAAACCACUGAUGCCCAAAUAUCGGAGUGAAACACUCAUAUCAUGACAUGGUAUACUGCGAUGGAAGAGCAGUGUAUGAUCUUACGAUUAUUUCAGUCUGUUUUGACUUCAUCUCAUUUUUACUGCAGUCAUGAUACACUUUAAAGCAGCUAGAGCGUGUCUACAUUUUGUUCAUCAAGACGCACUUAGUGGAAAGUGCUUCGUGUAAUGUCUUUAAUUAGGGUCUUCUCAUACCAUUAGUGAAUGGUGCUUAAUGUAUGCUUGCAAAAGACAUUCAUCAGAGUCUGGCUGUAAGCUAUCAUAUCUUUGCCCUCUUCAUUCCUGUUCAUAAACACUUCAUUCCUUUUUCCUUUCAUUUUUUCCUCUAGCUAUUUUUUGUUGGGGUUUUUUUCGACCUUUUAACAUUUCAUUACCUUCUCUCGACAUGAUAUAGGCAUAGUUGCUGGCAUGGCAUAAAAUGCAAGCAACCAACCAAUCAUCGUCACUUUUGAAGAAGUGUUGUAGUACAUUUUAUAAAAUAACAUAACAGGUCACACUUUGUAGUGAGUGUCUUCUCAGAUUUCAUUAUAACAGUGCCAUCCAAGACCACAUGGAAUGCCACUGUCUUGUACAUGCUAAUAUCAUUUUCAAAUGGGAAAAUAAUUCAAUGAUAUUGUACAGACAUAGCUGUAUGAAUGUAAUGCUGAUUGCUUGUUUAUGUAAUUCACUAAUCCUAGCCUAUAAGAGAACAAAAACAGCACUCCAAUGACUAGUCAUGGCUGAUUUUUUUUUUUUCUUAAAUCUGUGGAAAACAUUUGGGGGAAAAUCUUAUAGUUGUUGCUUUCCUGGCAUUUUGUGAGGGGAAUUCGAUAAAAUGCAAAUGCCUCCUAUGCUGUCCUGAAUUUUACAGGGAAGGGACAAAGUUUUACAGGAGAAAGUUGCAUCAUGAUCACAGAGUAUCUAGGAUUUCUUACACAGAAGACUGGUGUCAGCAGGGUUGAAACUGCUGUCUGAGUGGUUGUGUAGAUAAAUUGGUAUGUAAAGUCAUGAUAAUGAGAGGUGAUGGGAGAGGUAGUGCGUGUCUGUUAUGGAAUUUUCUUUUAAGAAGCUGCCCUAUUCCUACCAUGCAAUUUUUGCAUUUUUUUAAUGUCUGUAAAUAUUGCCCUUUUUUCUAGCUUCUGCAUAUUGCCCCUCCCUUUCUCUGCAGUGUCUUGUUAUGCACUGUUGAGACUUAUGUUGUAUAAAAGUAAAUGCGCCAGUUAGCAUGGAUGUGUCACUUCUGUAUUAUUUGGCAGCUGCAGCAUGUUGACAGGUUAAUUUUUUAAAGACUUUUUUCCAUCUAGGCAGGAGCGUGUAAAUUUUCAUCGCCUGGCAGUUGUAUAUGACAUAAUCAUUAUAGAGAAAGGCUCUUUGUUGAAAAUGUUCCUUGUAUUAUUAAUAAGUGGUAGAUUAUUUGGACUGUAUGCAGUGCAGAAUGUUCACUUGCAACCUGCGUCACGUGUUUACAUUUUGCAAGUCUUUCAUCCUUCAGAACAGGUGUUUAUUUUCUGUCUUAUCUGUUUGCCUUCUGAGUGGUAAGGAUUAGAUUAUAAUAAUGUGUAAUUAUUUUUUAGAGGCAACCACAGUCUUAUCUACAUUAAUCAUGACACAGCACUGAAACCACAUCUGCUUAAACUCCUUAAACACCUGUGUUGACCAGAGAGUUCUUGAAAACCAUGUGCUGGGUAAGCUGGUAUGGUAUUAUGGUGGCCAUGUCUUGUGUAGUGCAAGUAGCUACAUCUGAAACAGUGCACCAAAAGGGAGGGUUCAUUAGACAACAAGAAUCCAAUGCCCAGCCAGCAGGGAGUACUUCAUCCAGUUGCACAGACUGUAGGUUGUUGCUUUGUCUUACAAUGCAUUAGUGAAGAUGCAAGCAUCUCUGGUCUGUUGAUGGCCAGGAAAUGCACUACAUAGGAAGGAAAAAGAAUUAGUAAAGCAUCCAAAGGACAGAGUCUUCAUCAUGGAUCUGAGCAAACACUGGGCAGAAACUGAAAGGCUAACUCCACAGAAAUUCUGAAGUAGCAAUAUAGAGACAUUUUUGAUUCAAUUGUUUGGUGUCCUUGUGACAGGUAUUUUUCUUUGCAACUGAAAGCCUACAAACAUCCAUAACCACAAGUGCAAUUGAUAGAAUUUUUUUUGGUGUGGGCGUUUCUUCCAGACCAUCAUUCUGAUGGCAGUUAUAUGCACUAGAUGGAGUUUUGGAUGAUCUAUCUUUAAACCACUUGACAAACAGCUGUUUGAAAAGUCUAGCAUAGACAACAGGAGGGAGACAUGGACAAGUGUCUAUGAAGAGACCAUGAUUUCUUAAGGAACAGAGGGGAAGAAAUGCGAGAUAGACCUAUUGGAAACCCUACUGUGUUCUUCGAACUACAAAACAUUGUGGCUUAAGCUAUGUUGAUACCAAUCUGCCAUGUAUAAAGAAAAAAAACUAGGUCUCCAAACUAAUCCCUGCUGCCUACCACAUUACAGGGGCUCUGUUUAUACAGAAGCACAUUUCUGUGAUACUGGAGUCUUGUCACAUGACAUAAAUGAAAUCCAGCCAGGCAGAGAGCCAUCAUUACUUUGUUGAACUUGUGCUUCUCUGGUCAAAAAUAUUUAAAUCAGAAUUAACAUCCAGGAGAUUAAGAAGUGUUAGAUUUCCAGCAUCAACAUUGAACAAAUAAUUCAAGAAGUACACCAACAGAAAACUUUCACAGAUCUGUGAUGGUACUUUAUGUGCACGAUUGCUUUGGAGAUGAUGGAGCUGUAGAAGUACACAAUGCAGCACAGGUGUAUAUAUAUGUUAUGAUGUUGUACACGAUGUAAUCAAGACUUCUAGUCUAUCAUCUAUUAAUACAUCUUGCAGUCAGCAUUCUUCAGUGUCAGUCAUUUGCAGCAUUAUAACAUUAUUCGGUCAGAUGUAAUAAUUAAAGAUGGCUGAGUAAGAAGACCUUAGUUAAACAGAGUUUGAUCAAGACUAGUCGCAAACUUACUGAAAGUAUUGUAUUGUCAUUCUCAGAUACAGCAUGACUAGGCAAAGAUCUCUGUAAGUUAAUAGAAAUAAGAAAUUAAUGUAAAACAGCUUCUCAUUUUCUCCCGUUAAAUUUAUUGUCUUGUACCAUCAAGCAUACGUGUUUUUUUUUUUUUUUUGUGUUUUUUUUUUUAGUAAACUUUUCCAGGAAAGGCUUAUUGCUUUCCUUUGUCAUCCUUUUGCUUCUGUUGCUGAUAAGCUAAGGAGAGAGCUAUGGCUGUGUAUGUGUGUGUGUGUUUUAAUGAUUUGUUGACAAGAAAGCUAGUCUCUGAUCAGAUAUCCACACAACAUAGGAAACAAUCUAAUGGCAUUGCUUAUUUCCCUGAAUGGAGACACAGAUAAGGCAGCAGAAGCCAACAGAUUUGCUGUUUUGGUAGAACUAUAGUACUCAUUAUUGUAAUGCUCAUCCACUGAUGUAAAUGUUGUGUUAUAUGGCUAUAUUUGUGCAAGAGCUGUAGGAUGGGUGAGGGCGGGGAGGCUGCAGACAAACAGCUGAUCAAACAUUUGCCUUUGCCUGUUGUCUGAAAUAGUGUGCCUUGUCUAUUAUGCUAAAUUCUACAUUUGUUUUAACAAACACCUAGAAUUGGGCGCCCUUAGCAAUUGGCUACAACAUUGUGUGUAGUCAGUGACAACUCAGUGUAGUGUCAAAGAAGCUUAUCAUUAUGAGUGAUAAGCGAAGUGUAUGCAGAAUGCUUUUAUCUAAAGAAUAGAAGUAAAAUCAAUUCCGUAUUUUUAUACAUGUGGACCAGUUUCGUUUUCAGGAUCUUGAUGCUUUUAAGCUGUUGUUUAUGAUUGUAGGAAACUUUUGCUUGUGCUGUUCACCAGCUCUUAAUGCACCCUGUCUUUCAUUUUCACAUUGGUGUUAAACUUUCGUAUAUACUGUGUACAUCUUCCAUAACUCACAUUAUUUUUUUUACUGCGCAAUGGUGCCAUUAUGGAUGAUAUUAAGAGAACAGUAGGUAUUCUUGUAAAACAACUGCCUGUACACACAUAGAACUAUACAUAUAGCACAUAUUUACCCAUAAAAAAUAACAACCAGUGAGAUGUAUUGUCGUCCAGCAUAUUAUUUGUAUUUUGCUACAGACUGUCAUAUAAAGUAUAUAUGUGUAUACAUGUAUGACUAUAUAUAGACAUUUACCUGCUCAACUGUAUAUGUUAGGUAAGAAACUUUGUAUAUUUUGUACAGAGCAGGUGCAUGGGUAUUCAAGCUGCUUUUUUUCCUCGGCAGUCAGCAAAGCUUAAUCCACUUUACUAAUUUGUUUUUGGUGUUUACGUCCAAUGUUUUGCCAUUUUUACCUGUUACCACAGUUCUGUCUAAAAGUGAUUCUACCAGCAAGCACUGGAACUUGGUUGCUUCACCUGUGAAUGGUGGCUUAAAAGCUGAAACCUAGUUUUCUUAGUGUCAUCUGGUGAUGGAUGAUCUGUGACCCUUAGAGGUGCUUUGGAGAUUAAAAAGUAAACAGUUGUUUUUCUGUUUGUAUUAUUCAGUGAAAUGUGGUUAUAUUUUCUCUGCAGUCUAAGUUUUAUUGAAUAUGCACCAGCAUCUUGUAGUUGAAGUCUUUUCCUUAGUAAUUCUUUACAACUUGAGUCAUCAGCAUGAUUUAACAUUAACCAGCCUUAAUGCUUGUAUAGCAUGUAAUUCAUUUCGUAUCAUAGUAAAAUCCCUUUGCAGUUCUCCAGAAUGCUGUGGCAUAGCAUCUUUUCCAUGAUAACAGUUGUGGUGUUGCCUCCUUCCUUUUGGGGCAGGGAGGGGGAAUCUCCCUUCAUCAUAUGUAGACGUAGUUAAAGGCAUCAUACUGUCAAGAUCUCUUUUGCAGUGAUGUUAUUUUCAUCUGGGUUUUUAACUUUUUAAUUUUUUUUUUUUUUUAAAUAAAGCUUGGUUGGUGCAUAGAAUAUCUGAAUAAAAUUGGCAUUUCACAACAAUUGCGAGAAAAGUUGUCAAAAACAGUUUCUACUAUAAAUAUUUACUCUAAAGUAACUUUUAAUGAAAAUAUUUUAAUGACUACUUAGUUUUGCAUAAGGUUACAUAGUUCUAAUGAUCUCUGUUCUCUAGUAUAUUCGCCUUUUGUCAAAACUUCUCUGUGUAUGGGUGGGUGCCUGUGGUGUUUCUAGUGAAAUUAGACUUCUGAUGCACAUGAUAAAAUUUAUUUUUUAAAAAUGUUUCGUGUUAAAUCUGGUGUGUUGGUAAUUCCUUGGAGCAGCUCUGGAGCUAUGCGGUCCAUGAUACCACUAAAAUCUGCAACCAGGAUUUAAUAUGGUGAUUAAAUGUUGUCUCACAACAAACCAAGAUUUUCCACCAUCAUCAUAUCAUGAAGUUGUCAGUGACUGAAAUACCUCCAGUGGAUUUGGAUGCACUGCUGCAGUAUUAUUUCCACCAUAACAUCGCUUCUUGCAUGCAGGACAGAUCAUCUCUCCUUUAGCAGUUCAUGGUAAUGCUUACUCAAUUUCAUGUAUCCAAGUGAAAUUAUUUGGGAUUUUUGUUACUGGGUGAGAUAUUUGCCGUAAAGAGGAUGUGAAAUAAUGGGUUCAGAUUGUGAGAGCUUUUUUACUCUCUUAUGGGAACAUCAGUCAUCGUUUUAAGUUUUAUCAAGAGAGCAUUUCUUAAAAUGUGAAGGUUAAGAACACUAUGUUUGCAGUCCACUGUUCACUCUUAUUUUAGUUUUGUCCGUCCAGUGAGAUUGCAUGCCCUCUUUCCAGCACAGAGCUGUCGAGACAGUAAAGUAUAUUUUCUGACUUCUUUUGUCCUGUCAGUCCAUCUGCCUGCCGUCCAGGUAUGGUGUUUUCUUGUCACGGCCAGCUAUUAUUUUUACACUUCCUUGGGUUUAGUUUUUCUUUAUCAUGUUUUGAAGGCACUAUUUGUUAUACACUUCUCCAUUUGACAUCUGUGAUUUUUCUUAUAUCAGUGCAGAAGAUUGCGUGUAAACUUAGUCCAUAACCCUUAAAAGUUUUAUGUGAUCUGCAAAGUGUCAUUGUGAAACACACUUUUAUGAUCUAAAUUAAAAAAACAAAAGUCAAUAGUUUAUUGAAUAAAACUGUCUUCCAUAUGACUAUGCCAAAAUCUAAACACUGCAAACAUUUUUUAAAAUAUUAGAAUUUGUGUUGAGACAGUAUUUCACAAUUUGGAAAGGUUUAAAAACGUUGCAAAAACAGUAUCUAGUCAGGAAAAACUUUCAAAUACGCUCUUCUUUUUUUCAAUACUGGUGCAGAUUAUUCUUGUAUAGCAGCUAAAAUUGGAUUUAUAACUGCAGAAAAUUUGAUGAUCUGGUUAUCUUGUUACUGAAAUGCAGUCAGUGUAGCUUGUAUUCUUUACAUAAAGCCCAGACCAUGCAUGAGUAUAGUGACAGACUUCUAAGAUCAAAACAGAAAAUAUAAAGGCAUCUUGAAGAAUCAGUAUGUAGACGUUAUGGAUUUUAAAUUAGGGAUUUUUAAAGUAAUUGAUUAUACUCUGGUUAGAUAUUAUUAGGCCUGAAACAAUAGUGUGAUAAUUUGAUUGCCCUGUAGUUGUGCAUGUACACAUGUACUUGUACACGUGCCCAUGUAGAACUGAUCAAGUGAUUAACAUUUCCUGUUUUAUUGCUUUUUUCCAGAGAUAUAUAUAUAUCUUUGUGGUUCCUACAGCACCAGAGAUUUUUCAUGCACUUUAAAUACUUUUCUCUGGUAUUGGCAAAACUAGUCUGCAUUGGGUCUAUCUCACUGCAUGUCAGUACAUUUUCUAACUAAAAUAGCCAAUGCUGGCAGUAGUAGAUUUUUUUUAUUGUGACAGAGUUGCCAAAGGAUUUUACAUUUUCUAAAGCACCACUUUCCCUUUGCAAGUCUAUCACAUGUAAGUUUAGAUUUUACACCUUUCCUGGCUAGACCUCAUAAUUAUACCCUUAUCUGAUCUGAUCUGAUCAUGCACACAGCCAUUAUUUGGAGAACAGGGAGCAAAAAAUAUUGCCAUGUCGUCAGGUUGUCUUUACGUUAUGACGUGUCCUUUUGAUGCUGACCGGACUAGGUGUUACAUUAGUGCUAUAGUUUCAGCUUCCAACCUUUGCUCACUGUAGAGAGAUUAGUUUAUUUUGCUGCUUUUAUGCUGUUUUAAGAUGCAGUUUGUUGUAUACACCAUUAUCAACAGAGUAGUGUUUGACAAAUUUUUUUUUUUUUUGUUAAUAUUGCUGUUAAUGCUUCGUUUUUUGUAAGCUCUGCAAUCAACAGAAGAACCUGUACCUUAGCUGCCAGUCUGUGUAUUAUAUUACCAAACUAAAGUAAUUCUGAAUUUCUUUUAAUAAAAGAAGGGAAAUUCGUGUGGAAAGGAACGAAAUUAAAAGGGUUUGACUUUA
Messenger RNA from Pomacea canaliculata, 11266 nucleotides. Its product is annotated as protein diaphanous homolog 2-like. Gene Ontology annotation, cellular component: cytoplasm; actin filament. Gene Ontology annotation, biological process: actin filament polymerization; actin cytoskeleton organization. The record is from RefSeq and is a predicted model, not a curated record. Gene Ontology annotation, molecular function: microtubule binding; actin binding; small GTPase binding. NCBI's taxonomy places the organism in Eukaryota, Metazoa, Mollusca, Gastropoda, Architaenioglossa, Ampullariidae.